AUGAUUAAAAUCGAAGAUAGUCGAUUACGAAAAAUUGUAAAAACUAAUAUAAAAUUUUCUAAUUGGGCACGUACAUUUGAAUGUAUACCUGAAUUGUAUUUUGAACCAGAAAAUGAUGAUGACAUUAUUAAGAUAAUCAAAUUGGCUAAGCAGUAUAAUAAAAAUGUAAGAGCGAUUGGAGUAGGUCAUUCACCAUCUGAUGUCGCGUGUACUGAAGGAAUCAUGAUUAACAUGGAAAAACUUAAUAAUAUCAUCGAGAUCGAUGUAGAAAAGAAAACCGUAGUGGUUGAAGCUGGUGCUAGAAUUGAUAUAUUAAAUGAAUGUUUAUGGAAACAUGGGUUAGCACUAAGGAAUUUAGGUUCAAUUUCUAAUUUAAGUAUUUCUGGCGCCAUAUCAACUUCUACUCAUGGUACAGGAAUAAAUUUUGGUAAUCUAUCUUCUCAGAUUAUCGGAUUAACUUUAUUGACAGCUUCAAAGGGAAUAAUAAAUUGCUCAGCAAAUGAAAAUGAAGACGUAUUUAAAGCAUCGUUAUGUAGUAUGGGUGCAUUAGGAAUCAUAUUAAAAGUUCAAAUACAAUGUGAAUCAGCAUUUAAAUUAGAAUCCAACCAAUAUCCAAUGAAAUUAAAUGAUAUAUUGAAUGACCUGGAUUCGAUUAUUUAUUCUGCGGAACACGUUAGAUUUUGGUGGUUUCCUCAUACGGAGAAUUGUGUUAUUUGGAAAGCCGAUCGAACAACUGGGGAUUUGAAAAUUCAACAACCCAGUUAUUUCAAAGAUCACAUAGUUUCAUAUCACCUUUAUCAAUUUUUGUUAUACAUUACUCGAUAUUUUCCAUCAACGGUUCCAUUAUUAACAACUCUAAUGUUUAAUUACAAAUUCUCUCAACCAAAACAAGUCAUAAAUGCUUCUUAUAAACAAUUUAACUUUGAUUGUUUAUUUCCACAUUAUACCAACGAAUGGGCUAUACCUCUGGAAAAAACCAAGGAAGCUUUAGAAAAAUUGUAUAAAUGGAUAAAUGAUAAUGAUGUUUUUGUUCAUUUUCCUGUUGAAGUACGAUUUGUAGAUAAAGAUGACAUUUGGUUAAGUCCUGCUUACAACAGAAAAGUUUGUUAUAUUGGCAUUGUUAUGUAUAGACCAUAUAAAAAGCCCGUCCCUUAUAAAAGGUAUUGGGCUGCAUUUGAAGAGAUAAUGAGAUCUUGUGACGGGAGGGCACAUUGGGCAAAGGCACAUACAAUGACAGCAGCAGAACUCGAAAAAUCAUACCCAAAAUAUAAAGGAUUCAUAGAAUUACAAAAAUCUUUAGAUCCAAAUGGAAUGUUUCUAAAUCUUUAUUUAAAAAGACAUUUAUUUGGAAUCGGUGAUAAAGAUUAUUUUAAAGCUAAAUUAUAA
Molecule: messenger RNA, 1386 nt
Organism: Funneliformis caledonium
Lineage: Eukaryota; Fungi; Glomeromycota; Glomeromycetes; Glomerales; Glomeraceae
Source: the annotation of a GenBank genome assembly